Lodderomyces elongisporus is the source of this 435-nucleotide messenger RNA. RefSeq names its product mitochondrial 54S ribosomal protein uL11m (gene MRPL19). Gene Ontology annotation, cellular component: mitochondrial large ribosomal subunit; ribosome. The coding region runs from base 1 to 435 and encodes 144 amino acids. Gene Ontology annotation, molecular function: large ribosomal subunit rRNA binding; structural constituent of ribosome. Lineage: Eukaryota; Fungi; Ascomycota; Pichiomycetes; Serinales; Debaryomycetaceae. Gene Ontology annotation, biological process: translation. The transcript has a single exon. The record is from RefSeq and is a predicted model, not a curated record.
AUGGCAUCCAAGGGAGCAAUGAUUAAAUUAGUGGUGGAGGCAGGUAAAGCAGCUCCUGCUCCACCAGUUGGUCCAGCAUUAGGUUCUAAAGGUGUUAAGGCCAUUGAUUUCUGUAAGGAGUUUAACGCACGUACCGCCCAUUACGAGACAGGUAUCCCCAUUCCAUGUGCAAUCAAGGUGAAGCCAGAUAGAUCUUUCUCAUUCGAAAUCAAAUCGCCAGUUACAUCGUGGUUGAUAAUGAAAGCGGCAGGCAUCAAACAAGGUGCUGCAAAGACUUUGAAAGAGGAACCUGCAGGCACAAUCAGCUUGAAACAUGUAUGGGAAAUUGCCAAAAUCAAAGCUACCGAUGACCGACAUAAGGGAGUGCCUAUGAAAUCUAUCGUCGGUAGUGUCAUAAGUACAGCUACAGCUGUUGGGGUCAAAGUUAUUCCAUGA